Messenger RNA from Rhincodon typus (whale shark), 3087 nucleotides. Its product is annotated as interleukin-20 receptor subunit alpha-like. The transcript has 7 exons. Gene Ontology annotation, molecular function: protein binding. Bases 60 to 1445 code for a protein of 461 amino acids. The record is from RefSeq and is a predicted model, not a curated record. Lineage: Eukaryota; Metazoa; Chordata; Chondrichthyes; Orectolobiformes; Rhincodontidae.
GCUCAGUAGUCAGUGCAACUGGGGAUAAGUGUGUAAGAAGGUGGUCGCAGCGAAUAGCAAUGGAAAUGGGGACCACAUAUUUCUUGUUGCUAAUGCUCAGCCUGUACGGAGCUGAUGCUGUUCUACACCCUCCUAGAAAUCUUCGUUUCACAUCUGUGAAUAGCGAAAACAUUUUGCAUUGGGAUCCGCCAGUGGAUUAUUCUCAAGCUGUUCGCUAUGAUGUGCAGUACUUUAGGUACGGUUGGAAUGUGACAUAUAUACCAGUGAACCAUUGCACAGGAAUUCCCCACCAUCACUGUGAUCUUACACAGGAGACCUGGGAUUUUAACAUGCAGAUUAUUGCCAGGAUUAGGAGCUUUAUUGGCAACAUAACCUCGGACUGGGAAAGGUCGGAUAUGUUUAAACCCCUGGAUUCCACCUCUUUUGGUUUGGCAUCCUUCGAUGUUCAAGCUGAACACGACAUAAUUAGAGUCAAUAUAUCUGCACCCACUUUGCAUUGGGGAGGAAGAACGCGAUCAAUGGAGGAGCUGUUUAACAACUCUUUGAUGUACAUCGUUCUUAUCCGUGUGAACAACACUGACAAGUCUGAAGAAUUUAGGAGCUCAGGAGAAUUGAACACAACUGUGGUGCAGCCAGGAGAAACCUACUGCAUCAGAGUGAAAGCAAUACUGACUAUGGACACAAGGGAUGGGAACUUCACAGAGGAGAAAUGUAUAACAAUCCAAAUCCUAGAUCCAGCAUUGAAGACUAUGCCCAAUAUCAUCUUUGGUGUCAUCAGUGCUGUCUUCAUACUGUUUACACUCUCCUUUUGCCUGGGAAUGUACUGCUGGCAUUAUUUAAAGAAGAAAACCACAUUCCCAACUGUACUGAAAUCUCUUGACAAGAACAAGAAAUCUCUGAGCAUUAUGGAUUACCUGAGUCUGAUAGAUGAUGUGGUUGUGCAGCAAAUGCCUGCUGACUGUACUCUCCUCAGCUCCUGUAAGAUUCAGGAGCAGGACGAUCUGUGGCCAGAACUGAAAAUCAAGGAAGCGUCUUCAGUGGACAGUGGGAUUGACAUUGGGGGUAACUCAUCGGAUCAGAUGACUGGAUUCUGUGAACCACUGAACCCCUACAUGCAGCAAACCCCUGAGACAAGUAGCCAGAGGAAUAUCGGUGCAAAGGACACUCAGGAUGACUCUCAGCCCAAAGAAUCAUGUUUAAUAAAUGUCCCUGAAGCAAUGGACAUACCUACUACUGGGACAAGAACCAUCAGUCCAUCAGGCUAUCAAAAACAAACACCUAAGACCGAUGCAGUCUCUGUGCAGGAUGAAUGCAAUGUUGAAACUCAGACCGUCCAGGACAUCGGUCUUUCCUUCAUUUCUACAUCAGACAUUGGCAUGACAGAAAGCUUUUCAAGACGAUUUCUUAGCUUAGAUGAUGUAUUGUUAAUGGACAAUGGACAAUAAGAAAGAGCUUUUCAGUUCAAAACUUCUUAACAGCUCUAUUUUGUAAAUUAUUUAUUUAUUAAAACAUUUUCAGUUUGAACUUAUUUUUUGAUCUUUCAGUGUGGUGGGAUAUGUUGAUAAAGUAAUUAGUGAAGCAUUAGGUGGUCUUGUACUUUAUAAGUAGAGGUGAGUUCAAAAACACUGAAAAGUGAUGCUACAAUUUUAUAAAGCUCUAGUUAGACUUAAUUAGUGUAUUAGGUCCAGUUCUGGUCACUACACUUCAGAAAAGAUGUGAGGGUCCUUGUAAGGGUGUGGAAAUUUACCAUAAUGGUUCAAAAGAUGACAGAAUCAAGCUACAAGGAUAGCUUGGAGAAGCUGGGAUUGUUCUGUUUGGACCAAAGGAGACUUCAGGGGAACUAAAACAAAGACCUGCAGUUGCUGGAGAUCUGAAACAAACAUAAACAGAAAUUGCAGGAGAAACACAUCAAAUCUGGUCGCAUCUGUGCAGAGAAAACAGAGUUAGUGUUUUGAGUCCUCUGAUCAUCUGAAAAAGAGUCACUAGCCUUAACGUUAACUCUGUUUUUUCUUCAUAGAUGCUGCCAGACUUGCUGAGUUUCCCCAGCAAUUUCCAAGAUUUGAGGGGAGACUUGAUGGUGGUGUACAAGAUUAUGCCAGGUUCAGAUGGUUAGGCAAAAAGAAAGUACCUGUUAGCUGACAGGACAAGGAUUAAGGGUCACAGAUUUGAGGACUGUACAUGAGAUACAAGGAAGAUGUGAGGAAGAAUGUUUUUACAAUGGAGUGGUGAUGACCCAAAACUCACUACCCAGGAGGAUGAUGGAUGUGAAGAUGAUCGAUAAUUUCUAAAAGAAGUUGUGUGGAGACUUGAGGAAAAUAAACUUCCAGGAUCUUGAUGUUUGAACAGGAGAAUAUUACUGACUAGAUUGUGCGACAGAGACCUGAACUGAGUGAUGGGCCAAAUGGCCACCUUCUGGGCUGUAAGUGAUCUUAUGGCUUUUCACCUCAUGGGUUUUGCCAUUAAGUUAGGAGUAAGUCUCUGUGCUUCAUAAAGAGGCAGGUUUUCACCAACUCUAGGAUUUAUCUGCCAGCAUUUUAUUUCGCAAAGCAACAUUUAUUGAAUCAAAAUCUCACUCAAUUGAGAUGGAGAAAGAUCCCAGUAUUUGAGAAAUCCGGGGCUGCAACCAACAACAAAUCAUUACAGAGGCAAAAUUGGCUGCAAACCUUAAAACCAACGAGACUUGGGGACUUUUUUUCUCAAUUCUAGAUUCUGUAUCUUCACUGUCUCUAAAACCUGUCUCCCUGUGAGAGAAAGAGUAAUUCUUGUGUUCAUGGUUUUGGCAUCAUGUCUGCACUUUUAUUCUCUAUUCACUCCAGUUACAGUGUUGCUGUUAGAACGGUAGUCCUUGUCCACUAACCUUAUUAUUUACACACUUUCACAUUCAGUCUCCUGCACGGGUUCAAAUGAGUUUACAUUUUAAUUUCACAAUGUACAUGAAAAUUGAUCAAAUCAACAAAUGAGACUUAGCCUCUUCACACCAUUGCAACAACUAAAGAAAAGGCAAUAUUCAUCACAGAAUUUCUUAUAAUUCAAUGGGUUCUUUUGUCUAAAUGCACAUAUCGAGGCAAAGCUGUUCAUGUCUGGAGA